This is a messenger RNA of Marmota monax (woodchuck), 3025 nucleotides long. RefSeq names its product zinc finger protein 184 (gene Znf184). Bases 297 to 2573 code for a protein of 758 amino acids. Gene Ontology annotation, molecular function: RNA polymerase II cis-regulatory region sequence-specific DNA binding; DNA-binding transcription factor activity, RNA polymerase II-specific. Lineage: Eukaryota; Metazoa; Chordata; Mammalia; Rodentia; Sciuridae. Gene Ontology annotation, biological process: regulation of DNA-templated transcription. The record is from RefSeq and is a predicted model, not a curated record. The transcript has 5 exons.
CCCCGCGUCACGCGGUAGCUGCCGGGGCGCGGCCCGGGAGCCCGGAGCCCGGGCCCGAGGACGUGAUGAGCUCCAGGGCCCGCGAGGGAGUGCGCACCCCGCGCAGCAGCCCCACCCCGCACUAGAACUGGCGGGGCUGGGGGCGCGCGUUCGAGGAGUGGACCGACUGGCGUUAAAGGGGAGGCGAGGGGCCGUCCCCUGGGCCUCCGCGCGACCUCCGCCCCGUGAGAGAAGACCUCGCCGAGUGCGGGACUCAGUCCUGAAAUGCUCGUGGCUGAUGGCCGUCCGUCAGGCCGAUGCCAGAACUGGAGUGCUGCGAGGGUGGCUCCAAACUCGCCAUUUUGGGUAUGUCUUCUCCAGACGACCGCCUUCUCAAUGGGGAAUGUACCCUGCUCCCAUCAGCCAGUUUUCGGGAAUCGGUGACCUUCAAGGAUGUGGUAGUGGACUUUACCCAAGAAGAAUGGAAACAGCUGGACCCUAUACAGAGAGAUUUGUUCAGGGAUGUGACGCUGGAAAAUUAUACACAUCUGGUCUCCAUAGGACUCCAAGUUUCCAAACCUGAUGUGAUUUCCCAGCUAGAGCAAGGGACAGAGCCAUGGACUGUGGAACCAUUAUGUCCCCUUGGAGAAGGGGAGACAAGACCUGAAGAUAGUGUUCCCCGCCCAGAACUGGGCAUCUCUUCAGAGGUGAUAGUGGGAACAUACAGAAGGGAAGAUAUUUGGAGUUCCCAUGUCUUGGAGUCUCAGGUAUCUGGAUGCAAUAUAGAGAGGCAGCAAGCAAACCAACAGACACCACCAAGUGAAGUAGAAGUGGUCAAAAAAAUAGUACCCACCUGGGAGGGAGGCCCUGCCACGAACGAACUUGAAAAAAGCAUCGUUGUGAGUUCAAGCCUUUUAGCACAGCAGGAAAUAUCUCCAGGACAGGCUUUUGCUAAAGUAAGCAUCAAACAGAAUUCACACACAGUGAAAAAAGAGAAGUCUUGUAAGUGCAGUGAAUGUGGUAAAGCUUUUAGUUAUUGUUCUGCUCUUAUCCGCCAUCAGCGAACACAUACUGGAGAAAAGCCUUACAAAUGUAAUGAAUGUGAAAAGGCCUUCAGCCGGAGUGAAAACCUUAUAAACCAUCAGAGAAUUCACACUGGAGAUAAGCCAUACAAAUGCGAUCAGUGUGGAAAAGGCUUCAUUGAGGGCCCAUCUCUUACUCAGCAUCAAAGAAUACACACCGGAGAAAAGCCCUAUAAAUGUGAGGAGUGUGGGAAGGCCUUUAGUCAGAGGACGCAUCUUGUUCAGCAUCAGAGGAUCCACACGGGUGAGAAGCCUUACACUUGUAAUGAUUGUGGAAAAGCUUUUAGCCAGAGAGGUCAUUUCAUGGAACAUCAGAAGAUUCAUACAGGAGAGAAGCCUUUCAAAUGUGAGGAGUGUGAUAAGACUUUCACCAGGAGCACACACCUCACUCAACAUCAGAAAAUUCACACCGGAGAGAAAACCUACAAGUGUAAUGAAUGUGGCAAGGCCUUCAACGGGCCCUCGACCUUCAUCCGUCACCACAUGAUUCACACGGGCGAGAAGCCCUAUGAGUGCAACGAGUGUGGCAAGGCCUUCAGCCAGCACUCGAACCUCACCCAGCACCAGAAGACACACACCGGCGAGAAGCCCUACGACUGCGCAGAGUGCGGGAAGGCCUUCAGCUACUGGUCAUCCCUCGCGCAGCAUCUCAAGAUCCACACUGGGGAGAAGCCCUACAAGUGCAGUGAGUGCGGAAAGGCCUUCAGUUACUGCUCGUCCCUUACGCAGCACCGGAGAAUCCACACCAGAGAAAAGCCCUUUGAGUGUAGCGAGUGUGGAAAGGCUUUCAGUUACCUCUCCAACCUCAACCAGCAUCAGAAAACUCACACCCAGGAGAAAGCCUAUGAGUGUAAGGAAUGUGGGAAAGCCUUCAUUCGGAGCUCAUCUCUUGCCAAGCACGAAAGGAUUCAUACCGGGGAGAAACCCUAUCAGUGUCACGAAUGUGGGAAAACCUUCAGCUACGGCUCAUCCCUCAUCCAGCACAGGAAGAUCCACACUGGAGAGAGACCGUACAAGUGUAACGAAUGUGGGAGAGCCUUCAACCAGAACAUACACCUCACACAGCAUAAGAGGAUCCACACAGGAGUGAAGCCUUAUGUGUGUCCCGCAUGUGGGAAGGCCUUUCGGCAUUGCUCCUCUCUCGCACAGCACCAGAAAACUCACACGGAAGAAAAGCCCUACCAGUGCAAUAAAUGUGAGAAGACGUUCAGCCAGAGCUCCCACCUGACUCAGCACCAGCGCAUUCACACUGGAGAGAAGCCCUAUAAGUGCAGUGCAUGUGACAAAGCCUUCAGCCGCAGCACUCACCUGACGGAACACCAGAACACGCAUUCCGGAGAGAAGCCUUACAACUGCAGCGAGUGCAGGAAGACCUUCAGCCAGAGCACUUACCUGACUCAGCAUCAGAGAAUACAUUCAGGGGAGAAGCCUUUUGGCUGUAGCGACUGUGGGAAAGCCUUCAGGUAUCGGUCAGCUCUCACCAAGCACCAGAGACUGCACCCUGGCAUCUGACCGUCCUGGAAGCAUCGUGGGUGUAGGUGCUGCGUGUGCUUGGGUUUGUGCUUUUGUUACGUACUGAAGAAUCGGUAGACAGAAACUCCUCAAGCAUUUGACCUUUUCACUACUGUGAUAUGGGAUGGAAAGUACACUGGCUGAACCCCUGUGGCAGUGGGAAGCUCAAGUGUUUUAAACUUUAGUUUCCUCUGUGAAAUCAGAGUUUGGGGGUUGAUGAUCUCAGCGGCAGUUAGGAGUUUUAUACUCAGUUUUGUAUAUCUACAGUAUAUCCUUAAAUAGUUUGUGCAUCAGGCUUUUGGUGGUGCAUCUAGAAUGUGUAUGUUCAUGCAUGUUUUGCCAGUAGAAGGAAUUCGUGCUUCAGUCACGAGGGAUCUGUUUGACUCCUGUUCUAAUGCACUAAGUUGCUUAGGCUAUUGCUUUCUAAUAAAAAGAACUACAAAGGACCCUCA